AUGGCGACAAUACGCUUUGCCGGAAACUCCCAGGAUGAAGACGAAACGCAGCUGCUUUUGCAGCUAGAAUCUGGGAAUCAGGCAGACCGAAUCCAAGCAUCCCGCCGGUGGCACAUACCACUGGCUUUGGUCGUCAUACUGCUCCUUGGGUCAGUUGCAUGGUUCCGGCACGCUCCUCUGGCGCACGGCGAAGCCAAGGGCCAGGACACACCUGUCAUUCAGGAAUUUUCGAGCGGCCGCAUCUACGAUCAGAUGCCAGCAAGUGGGGGUGUCGACGACUACGACCCAUGGUCAGAUCCGGCGACAUGGGAGCAGGAUCAGAGGGGCGAAGUUGUCACGCGCCCGGGACACCAGUCUGCAUACCGCGGGUACGGCGACGCGGACGAAGCGUGGGAUGGUUCUUUCGCAUCAGACGGAGACGGUGACCGGGCGGAUGCAUCUACCUCGGAGAGAGGUCGAGACGCUGCAGGCACAGAUUACACGUCACAAGACCAAGGUUCUGACGGAGACGGGGACCGGGCGGAUGCAUCUACCUCGGAGAGAGGCACUGAUUACACAUCGCAAGAUCAAGGUUCUGACGGAGACGGUGACCGGGCGGAUGCAUCUACCUCGGAGAGAGGUCGAGACGCCGCAGGCACAGAUUACACUUCACAAGACCAAGGUUCUGACGGAGACGGGAUGGAUGGAGACAUCUCUUGGGAAUAUUGGAACCGCUCACACGAAGAGGAAAGUACAACGACUCUUGCGACUGCGACGACCACUCAUGCAUGCAUUUCUCCCCUGCAGAUGUCCAGAGCCGGCCGAGACAUGAGCUACUUUCUGAUCCUUGGUGACUGGGGCAAGGCAGGCGGCCCUGGCAGCUGCCAGAAGGCCGUGGCAGCCCAUUUGCGAGCCUACGCCGAGAAGCAGGCGUUGGCAUCGAAGAAGCUGCUGUUCAUUGCGACAGUCGGGGACAACUUCUAUUGGACUGGGGCAACUCCAGAGGCUUGGGACGCCGUAUGGUCCCAGCCCUACGGCACUCAAGAUCCGAACUCACCAGUUUACCAAGUUCCGUGGCUUUCUGUGUAUGGGAAUCAUGACUAUGGAAACCAUGAUCCAUAUGCUUUCUGCCCGCACAAAGACGAAUCAGCUCAGAGAACUGUCAUCAAUGGACAGGCGUAUGCAAGCCACCAGCUGAACUUGGACAAGAAUCCGAGCCGCCCUUGGGGCACCGAGAUGUAUUGGCUUCCAGAUUACAACUAUCACUACGCCAUCCCCAGUGAUGCCCACGCAGAUGUGGAGGUCAUAGCGGUGGACACCUCCGCUCGCCUCAGCCCAGAAGAUGUCGGCGGGAACCCAAGAGGCCGAGCCUCGGCCGAUGCGCUUUGCGGUGGUCGCUCUGUGGCCCAAAAUUUCCUCAACAAGACCUACGAAGCCGGUCGUCGGCUGGUGAUCGAACGGGCGAAGAAGAACAAAGCUGGGACGGUUCUGAUCAUCCAGCACUACCCGCACUUCUGCCCGAGGGAUCUUUUCGAAGACUCCCUCCCAGCUUCACGCAAGGGCAAGGUCAAAGUGCUCUGUGCAUAUGGACAUGUCCAUGACCAGAAGUGUGACAAGAAGGACGAAUCUGGCAUGUGUCUUGACAUUCUGUCCGGUGGCGGAGGCGGCUGCUGUGCCCCCUUGAUUAACCGGGCGGGCUUCGCAGCAGUGCACCUGGAUUCGGGCAGUGGCGUGGCUGCAGUGGAUGUCGAAUCCCCGGAAGUUCGCCUGCCAGCAGGCAGUUGUGCAUGGUAG
Symbiodinium sp. CCMP2456 is the source of this 1773-nucleotide messenger RNA. NCBI's taxonomy places the organism in Eukaryota, Dinophyceae, Suessiales, Symbiodiniaceae. The record is from the annotation of a GenBank genome assembly.